Molecule: messenger RNA, 2614 nt
Organism: Camellia sinensis
Lineage: Eukaryota; Viridiplantae; Streptophyta; Magnoliopsida; Ericales; Theaceae
Product: non-specific lipid transfer protein GPI-anchored 14
Source: RefSeq, a predicted model, not a curated record
CCAUGAUAGUGAACUUGGAAGUGGCUCAACAGAUGGUAAAAUGGAGACCACUCAAGCAUGCAAGCAAUAAUACAAAUCAUAUGUAAGAUGAUGAGCUCCUCAGAAAAAAUAAUGGUGAAGGAAAUGCCCUUGGGAAGCAAAAAAACCAUAAAGAAAUUGAAUUCAGUCUCCCUUGGAAGGUGGAAUUUGCAUUUCUCAAAGUUCUUGCUAUGCAGUAAAUGAAGUGCCUAUCCCAUUGUCUUCUUAUUGCAUUCAAUGUCACUCCUCUGUGAAAUCCUCAAUCAAGAACCCUACAACAAUUUUUAUUUGGUUAAUUAAUGAAAACUUAUUUAUAAAUAUCAUUAAAAUUAUCUCAAAUCAGACAUUCUAGUAUAUAAGAAAAUUCGAUAACACAUCACUACAAAACAUAGCCUAACGCCUGAUUGAGGCAAUGAGUGACAAAAAAUGUAAGCCUAGCCAUGGUUGGACUAAAUUUGUCUAUAAAACCUUUCCUAAACUUUCAAUCACAUGGUUACACACUAGGAAAAUGCUAGAUCUACAAAUUUGAAACACAAUUUUUUCACAUAAAGGUGAAUAGAUGGUCCAGAUUGAUUUAAGGUGUGAUCCCCACUACACUUCAAUGUAUCUAAACCACACAUAUUUUAUUUUAGUUUUGAACAAUUAUGUGAACCUAACCUAGCAGCACUGAUUCUGGUAAUAAUUGUUACUAAAGUACAAUAUUCUUAGAGGUUUUUUUUUUUUGUUAGGGGAAAAAAUCAUCAAUCAUACAUCUUUUAUUAAUAGUUUGCAUUUCAAAUCUUAUAAGUGUUUCUUGAUUCACAUUUCUGCUAUAGGCCGAUCAGGAUAGUCUAUAACACUCUAUAUGAGAUUGGGAGAGCGAUUGCAUGUCACACUGUGACUAAGAACAGAUAAAUUUAUGGAUUUUAUUAGUUUAUAUGGUAAAUACCUAACUUACCUAACUCUAUAUAAAGCACCCCUUCUCCUCCUCAAACAAAGAACACAUAGGAACAACAGACAAAGAGGCCCCCAAAACCGUAUAAAAACACUUACACUUGCCACAUUAGCACUCACUAAGAGAAAUGGGGAGGACCAAGAAGCUCACAAUGUUGUCCAUUUUAGCAUUGAUGUUGGUGGUGGCAGCAAUGGCGAUGAUGGAGGAAGAUGAGAAGGAAUGCGCCGACCAGCUUGCCAACCUGGCGGCCUGCAUUCCAUUCGUGAGCGGCUCUGCCAAGAAGCCGACCCAGCAGUGCUGCGACGACACCCUGAAAGUGAAGAGUGCCAAGCCAAAAUGUUUGUGUGUUCUUAUCAAGGAGAGCACUGAUCCUUCUAUGGGCCUCCCUGUCAAUACCACUCUGGCACUUCAAAUGCCCUCAGCUUGCAACAUUGAUGCCAAAGUCUCCAAUUGCCCCUCUUUACUCAAUCUCUCACCAGAUUCACCUGAUGCAAAGAUCUUCAAAGAAGCAGGUGUAGAUUCGAGCAGCAUGAGCUCAACGACAGAUUCACUGCCAACUUCUGCUUCUACUUCAUCUGGUUCAUCAUCAUCUUCUUCUUCUGGGACUGGUUCGAGUUUCAACUCAAAAGCCACUCCAAGCAGCAAUGAUGUAGCAAAGUUGAGUGGAAGCUUGUUGCCAAUUAUCAGUCUGGUUUCAGUAACAUGGAUGUUUAUUUGAGCUGCAAACAGCUCCUUAGCUCAUGUAUGAGCUGAAAAUGGUGCAGAGAAAUUUAGCAGUUUGUUUCCGAGUUUUUCUUUUUUCUUUUCCAGCUUGUUUCCCUUUUCACUAGCAUAAUAACAAAAAUAAGAUCAAGAGCACCUGUCUUGUAAUGAAUUUUCUUUACAGUAUGAUAAGCUUUCAUAAGCUACAAUGCAAUUCCCAAAAAAGGUAUCAGUUCGCCAAACAAAUUUUCUGUGUUUCCAACAAAAAAAAAAAAAAAAAAAAUGAAAAUAGAAAACAGAAAAUGGAAACAUAACCAAGCAGACCCCUGUCAAACAUGGGUCUCAAGAGCAAGAAAUAAGCUUUCCAGAAAGUCAGCCAGAAAAUAUGAUAACAUGGUGUUAAAAACAAUCAUAAAGGAAAUUUGGCAGCCUAAGCAAGACCAGUUAGAAAUUAAGAAUUGAACAUGGCCUUAUAAACAAAAUUCAGCAAUCUAAACAAUGCCAGAUAGAAAUUAAGAAUCUCUCUAGAUGGGUGCCACUGCACCAAGAGUGCUUCAAGGAUUAAAAAUGGAUGUUAUGGAAGAGAAUGCGAAGCAAAUAGGCAAAGCAUGACUGCACAGACAGACAAUUCCCGUUAAGUUUGUUUUGAGUAAAUCUCAAAUAGGCAAAGCAUGACUGCACAGAUUAACAAUUCUCCAUAAUUUUGAGUAAAUCUACGUGUACAUAGGAUUUUCACAGAAUAGGAAAAAUGAAUUAGUGUGUGAACAAAACACAACAUUUGAUUAGUCCAAAAUUGUGAAUUCUACUAUUUUAGACUAACAAAGUGGUAUGUUUUUGUGCACGCAUUUUGGAAGUGUGUGAAGGAAUGAAUGGGAUCCCCAUAUAUGGUGAACCCCAAGCGUGACUCACAUUUUGGAAGCGUCUCACAUUUGUUUUCCUUUCUGUGAAAAUCUUAUGAAC